Cryptomeria japonica (Japanese cedar) is the source of this 4873-nucleotide messenger RNA. Its product is annotated as receptor protein kinase TMK1. Lineage: Eukaryota; Viridiplantae; Streptophyta; Pinopsida; Cupressales; Cupressaceae. Gene Ontology annotation, molecular function: protein binding; ATP binding; protein kinase activity. The transcript is spliced from 6 exons. Gene Ontology annotation, biological process: protein phosphorylation. The record is from RefSeq and is a predicted model, not a curated record. The coding region runs from base 1648 to 4518 and encodes 956 amino acids.
AUGAUAUGUGUCAUGUUCUGCAUUCUGCGGCGUUGUUUGUCACUGCGGUGCUGUGUUUUUUCAUACUUGUGUAAGGGUGGCUGAGAUUUUGCUAAAUCUAGAUAUGAUUUCCAGCUUUAUAAAAUGGAAUAAAGCGGGGUAGUUGUUGCUAAUGGAGGGCUAGAUGGGCUGUAUUUAGUGGGAAGGAGAAAGCAACGAUUGUCUGACUGCGUGUAGCUGUGAGGGAGAGAUAUGGAGGCGUGAUUCGAACCUGUGACCUCUGCAUAUGUUAUUGAGGAGCAUCAGCAGCAGAGGCCAAGUAAAAAAAGAAGUAAGGUUUAUUUAUUUUUAUUCUGUUGUUGUUCUUGUUGUUGUGGUUAUCUCGCCUGUGCUGCGAGUGCAGUGAUAAAUAACAAGCUGAAAAGGGCGAGGUAAAAAUCAGUGUUUUGGGGGUGCUGUGGUUCCGACCGGCGAGGCAAAAAUCAGUGUUUUGGGGGUGCUGUGGUUCCGACCGGCGAGGCCACUCUAUGCACUGGGAUCACCUUUAUUUUCAGUUUUUUAUUUGUUUGUUGUAUCGGCGGGCUUCGAACUUGUGUCUGCUGUAUUCAUUGAAGGGGGAAGGUGCAGAAAACAAAAAGAUAGCAUUGUGGGGCUUCUGGCAUUGGAACGUGGGAUUUUUUUCCGUGUUUGGAGAAAGUGACAAGGGUGAGUUGAAAAAGGUAGUGUUAUGGUUUUUCUGGGUUCUUCCUGUCGACAGUUGUAGGCAUUGAAGAAGUCGAAAAGCUUAAAAUACCGAGAAGAGAAAGAUGGGGUUUUGCUACCUUUGAGCAGAACGCGCGAUCGCUCUUUUUGCCUUGAAUAAGCAUUCAAAGCUACAUAUAUCAGGGGAUAAAAGCCAGUGUUUUGUUGUUGCUGGGAUGCGAACUCGCGAGCGCGUAAAGUGUUGAAGGAGAAAUGGAGAAGUAGAAGGCGGGACAGAUUGAAAAAAAAUCUAGCGGUUUGGAGCUUCAGAGUCCAGAGUUUUCAACUUGUGGACAAGGCACGCGUUUUGCUGCGGCUGGCAAAAGGCUAACGUCUUGUUUCAGCAGUGGAUAUGUUGUCUGCUUUGAAUAUGUUUUCAAUGAUCUAAAGAAAGCCGGUGUUCUGGUGUCGUCCUGAUUGAGCUCGAGAUCGCUGUUUACAUUGAAGAAAAUCAACCUGUCAAGAUACAGGUAAAAGAACCAGUAAUUUGGUGCCGCUGUGAUCGAACACAGUACCGUUGUGUACACUGUACAUUGAAGAGGAACAAAUCUUCAUCCAUUCAAGGAAGGCAGAUUUUUGUGCAUUGAAGGUAAACAUCCUCCUGGCAUUUUGGUGCUGCUGUGACGUGAGGUCUCGAAAACUGUUUUGUGUAUUGAAGAAAGAGAACCUGAAACGGACGAGAAUAUAAUACAGUUGCCUGCAUUGAAGGAAAAAAGCCUGAAAGCAGAAAGAAAAACCAUAGAACUGUGUGCAUUGCAGGAAAACAGAGGGCUUAAAAAAGAGUUCUGUGCACUGGAGACUGAAAACAGUGAAAGCAGUGAGAAGAAACAAGACAUUGCCAGGUUUUGAGAAAAACAAGGAAACAGAAAGAAGAAUACUUAACCAGGGUUCUGUUUUCUGUUGCUGAGAUUCGAACUCACCAGGUCGAUGAGAACCAAAAAUGGCGCCGCGCUUUUACGCGGCUUAAUUUUUUUCUCCUGUAUGUUUUCAUUUCAUAUAUCUGGACAAGCAGCAAUAGAUCCAACUGACGGAAGCGUCAUGGUCAAAAUGGCGCAGAGUUUAAAGGUUAGCAGUGCGUGGGGAUGGACUACAGCCACAGAUCCUUGCAAGUGGCAAAAUAUAAACUGCAACAACAAUAAUAAAGUUACAAAUAUAAAUAUAAAAGAUGGUGGGGUUACCGGUAGCCUGCCGGCUAAUUUCAACGACCUGAGUGCCCUCGAGAGUAUCAGCUUUCAGACUAAUAAUAUUUCAGGCUCAUUGCCGACGUUCAAAGGCUUAAGUAACUUGCAAUCUGCUUAUCUUGGGAACAAUUUGUUUUCGUCUGUGCCAGCAGACUUUUUCAGUGGGCUCACGAAUCUACAGGUUAUCUCGAUUGAUGAAAAUCCAUUUUCUCCGUGGUCGAUUCCCGUGGAGAUUAAAGAUCUCACGUCACUUCAAUCAUUUUCAGCCUACAAUGCCAAUAUUAUAGGUGAAAUACCGGCGUUUCUUGGCGACGGUACAUUGCCGAGCUUGCAGACUCUGAGGCUUUCGUACAAUAAUCUCAGCGGAGAAAUCCCGACCUCCUUCAAUGGCUCCACUAGUCUCCAGGUACUUAUGCUGAAUAAUCAAAAUGACGGAGCAGUUUCGAAUCUGGGUGGUAACAUUGAAGCCCUAGGGUCCCUAACACAGCUCACACAACUCUGGAUCCAUGUCAAUAAGUUCACUGGCCCGAUCCCUGAAUUUGUAUCUACUUCCCUCUUCGAUUUGCAGUUCCGUGACAAUGAGUUCACAGGCCCCAUUCCGGACUCCCUUCUCAGCCUAUCAUCGCUUAAAAACAUAAGCCUGAAAAAUAAUGCCUUGCAAGGAACAUAUCCUAGCUUUAAAGAUGGUGUGCACGCUGACAUAAAUAGCAGUGACACCACCAACAGCUUUUGUCUUUCUUCACCAGGAGCUGCCUGUGAUUCUAGAAUAAACGUUUUACUGUCCUUUGCUGGAGCCGUGGGGUAUCCAUAUGAAUUUGCCACUAGUUGGAAGGGCAACGAUCCUUGUGUAAGUUGGCAGGGCGUAUCCUGCGCAAACAACAACAUAACGGUUCUAAAUUUUCCUGGGAAACAGCUGACUGGAUCUAUAUCGCCUGCAUUGUCAUAUCUUACUUCGGUUGAGAGUAUUAUUCUUAACAAUAAUGAGCUCACGGGUUCGAUUCCUGAGGGGCUUGCAAGGCUGCCAAAUUUGAAGAAGCUGGAUGUGACUAAUAACAGUCUUUCGGGGACCAUUCCACUGUUUCCAAGUACUGUGCAGUUUUUGAAGGACGGGAACCCGAAGCUUGGAAUCAGCUCACCACCUGAUUCUGGUUCGCCUGAUGGUGCUAAUGUGACCAAAGGCACAGCAGGUAAUGGAACUGAUACAGUUUCACAAGGUUCCAAAUCGAAGUCAAAUUUGGGCUUAAUAGCUGGAGCUGUGGUUGGUGUAGUUGCUGCAAUAUGCAUAAUUGGUACAAUCUGCUGGUUUGUCAUGAAGCGUUGCCGCCAGGGUUCAAACCGUGUACAGAGCCCCAACACGGUGGUAAUCCACCCUCCCCGGACAGGGUCCUCUGACCGGGAGUUGCUCAAAAUCACCAUUGCUCCAAAUGGGACAAGCACAGCUGCAGGAAGUGAGGUGCAUAGCCGGACGAGCAGCGGUCCCAGUGGAAGUGACCUGCAUGUUGUGGAGGCUGGCAGCAUGGUCAUAUCAAUCCAAGUGCUCCGUGAUGUGACCGAUAAUUUCAGUGAGAACAAUGUCCUAGGCCGUGGUGGGUUUGGAGUGGUAUAUAAGGGUGAGCUCCAUGAUGGGACAAAGAUAGCUGUUAAAAGAAUGGAGGGUGGUGUUGUGAGCAGUAAAGGACUCAAUGAGUUCCAGGCAGAGAUUGCGGUCCUUACGAAAGUUCGACACCGGCACCUUGUUGCCCUCCUGGGGUACUGUGUUGAUGGCAAUGAGAAACUACUUGUCUAUGAGUACAUGCCACAGGGGCCUCUUAGUCAGCAUUUGUUUGACUGGGCACAGACAGGGCUACCUCCUUUGGAUUGGAAACAAAGACUGACCAUUGCACUAGAUGUUGCACGGGGUGUGGAAUAUUUGCAUAGCCUAGCACAAAAGAGCUUCAUCCACAGGGACCUCAAGCCAUCAAAUAUACUUCUGGGUGAUGACAUGAGAGCCAAGGUGUCUGAUUUUGGCCUUGUCAAGCUUGCACCUGAGGGGAAAUACUCUGUUGAGACUAAGUUGGCAGGGACUUUCGGGUACUUAGCACCGGAAUAUGCAGUGACUGGCCGUGUGACAACCAAGGUGGAUGUGUUCAGCUUCGGAGUGGUGUUAAUGGAGCUCAUAACAGGCCGUAGAGCAUUGGAUGAGACACAACCUGAGGAAAGUAUGCAUCUAGUCACAUGGUUCCGCCGUGUGUACCUAAGCCGUGACACAUUCAGGAAGGCCAUCGACCCCAUGCUGGGAGAAAUCACAGAUGACACCUUCCAAAAUAUCUGCACAGUGGCCGAGCUUGCAGGUCACUGCACUGUCCGGGAACCUUCCCAGCGCCCAGACAUGGGUCAUGCUGUGAAUGUGCUAUCUCCUCUUGUUGAGCAAUGGAAGCCGAUUGACAUAGAUGGAGACGACUGCUACGGAAUAGACCUUGAUAUGACUCUACCUCAAGCACUCAGAAAAUGGCAGGCCUUUGAGGGCUCUUCAAUAAUGGAUGAUGAUUCUCUCAGGAGUUUGGAUAAUACAAUGGCGAGUAUUCCUAAUAAGCCCAUGGGAUUUGCGGAGUCCUUUACCUCUGCAGAUUGCCGGUGAAAGUUGCAAACAUAAGUUGCAAGUUUUAUGAGAAGAAACCUGGGGUUGAUAAAAGAAAAUCUACUUGGUAUCAUUGUUUCCUCAUCCUCCUCACGCUACUUCUGCUGCUGACGAGUGUUUUGAGUUUUUCUUUUCUAAAGAAGCAAAGCAGAACAGGUCUGGUUUGAAUUAGCCAUUUUUGUUUUGAUAGAAUGGUGAUGGUUUCCAACGGCAUUGUGUGCAGAUUAUCCUGACUAUCAAGGUCGGCUAAUUAUAUUGGUUUUCAGUGAACAUCAGCAUUUAAUUUCUUUGUUUUUUCACAUGUAACGUUUGUAACCUUUUUGAUCACUGUAUACAGAUUCUUUUUUUCUUUCUA